Molecule: messenger RNA, 1574 nt
Organism: Pocillopora meandrina
Lineage: Eukaryota; Metazoa; Cnidaria; Anthozoa; Scleractinia; Pocilloporidae
Source: the annotation of a GenBank genome assembly
UCUGAUAUCAAGUACUUAUCUCCCUCAUGCUGUCAAGUCAAACAAAAGACCAAGUUACUUUUGCUGCAAUGGAAAAGUAAAAGGCUUAUGGAUUAACAAUAGAGAACAUUCUUACAACAUUAACAAGCAAAAUUGGUGAACUUAUCUACCCUGUUGGCUUCUGGAAGGUGAGUAAAUUUUUAUGUUAGUUAGUUUGAUUUUGACAGAAUUUACUCACUAGAAAAGUAACUUGCAGAAUAGUCUGAAGGCCUUCUCUCCCCUUAUUAACUAAAAGUUUUGAAUAUUUUUUAAAAACUUACUAGUAGGGGCGCAUUUUAGAAUAGCUACUGAUAAUAAUUUUUUCAUCAUCAGGUAUGUUAAACAGGGUUCAGUGGGGUCUUAUAUUAGCAUGUUACUGAAUCAAGGGGGCUAUUCCAAGUUGAUUUAUUAUUUUCACUUGUCACUUUUUCGCCUACAAAAGGGGGUAGAUUGGUUGAUAUCCUCCAUACAACCCUCUGAGUUCCCCCCCCCCCUUUAUUAUAAAAACCAUUAGCAGAAGUCUAGAAGUAGAAAAAGAAACAACAAAAAUGGUUCAAAAUCUGACACUGAACUCCCUUUUUAACUUGUAACACUUUAACUCGCAGAGGUGAUCAAUAUGAAACUUUUCCUAAUAAUAGGUAAUUUAGUGUUAACAACUGAGUUGAAAACAUCAAUUGGCCGGCGUAAAGAGUAAAAAAGCUGACGUUUUGAGCGUUAGCCAUUCAUCAGAGCAAUUGGAGGAAUUGUGGGUUGUGUGUGGGUUGUGUGUGGGUUUAUAUGCAGAAAGUGGAACUACACUAUUGUUCUGUCACCAUAUUCUGACCACUUUCUGCAAACUUCCAGGUGUGGGCCCAAAAAUGGUGCAUAUUACCAUGAACAUGGCUUCAGGGCACAAGUGACUGGAAUUAGAGUUGAUACUCAUGUUCAUAGAAUUUCUAACAGACCGGGAUGGGUCAAAAAACGUACUAAACUGCCAGAGAAAACUAGAAUUGCUGUAGAAAGCUGGUGAAAAGUUAUUUUGAAUGAUACCAAGUUACAAAAAUUCUCUUCACCAGGUGUUUUGCUUCUUCCUUGCCAAAGCCUUUUCACUCACUGCCACAUUUUAGAGACCCAGCUAUUGUGCAAGUUCCAAACAACUUUUACAAAUAUUCUGAAAUGAACAGGCUCUUGUUCCCUCCUGACUUUCAAGUAGCAGAAUGCAAAAAGGAAAACUUUAAGGAUUUUCAGACCUAGGUUCAAGAUUCUCUAGAUGCAUAGCAAACCUUGACUAUCAUAUUCUGUUUACGCAUAACCCACAGUUAAAUAAUUAGAGUGUAUGGCUUCAGAGACUAAAUUAGUGAAUUCGUUUUCUGUUUUGCAGAGAGGAGUGGGAUGAACUGAAUGUAUUGUUGUUUGGAUUUGGUCAACAGAAAUGCGUUCCUGUAAGUCCAAUGUGCAAGUUCUGUCCUAACUCCAAGAUCUGUCCUGAAGGUCGAAGAAGGAGCAGAGGAAAAGCUGAGGAGGAAACUAACAAGAAACUUUCACCCAGAAAGGAUGGAAAGGACACUAAUACUUAA